This is a messenger RNA of Penicillium soppii, 189 nucleotides long. RefSeq lists its product as uncharacterized. The record is from RefSeq and is a predicted model, not a curated record. Bases 1 to 189 code for a protein of 62 amino acids. Lineage: Eukaryota; Fungi; Ascomycota; Eurotiomycetes; Eurotiales; Aspergillaceae. The transcript has a single exon.
AUGUGGUCGGCAAGUGCUGAUCAGUCCAUUGUCUGGACUCUUCCCCACCACCAUGAGCUGCAUUGGGGCCACUCCAAGCCCCUCUCCAUCGGUGAAAAAUACUCCGGCGCGGAAACCUUGCGAAGCUCGGACACUCGCCGAGCUACCAAGAGGGGCUCCUCCGGUCGCGAUAUUUGCCUUGAGGUAUAA